AUGGAGCAUCCUAGCGGCAACGGCACCAACGGUGCCAACGGAAACGGACACGCCAAGUUCUUCGAGGACUUCGGCGUCUGGAAGGACUCGCCUAUCCUCAAGGGCAGCACCAAGUUCGAGCCUCUUCCCGAUGUGAAGAACAUUAUGAUUACGGGCGGUGCCGGCUUUAUCGCGUGCUGGCUCGUUCGACACCUCACUCUCACCUACCCUAACGCCUACAACAUCGUCUCCUUCGACAAGCUCGACUACUGCUCCUCCCUCAACAACACCCGGGCGCUCAACGACAAGCACAACUUCACUUUCUACCAUGGAGACAUCACCAACCCUCUCGAGGUCGUCAACUGCAUGGAGCGAUACAAGAUUGACACCGUCUUCCACUUCGCCGCCCAGUCGCACGUCGACUUGAGUUUCGGUAACUCGUACAGCUUCACCUACACCAACGUCUAUGGUACCCACGUGAUGCUCGAGAGCGCGAAGAAGUGCGGCAUCAAGCGCUUCAUCCACAUCUCCACCGACGAGGUGUACGGUGAGGUCAUGGAUGAUGAUGAUGACCUUGUCGAGUCUAGCAUCCUCGCCCCCACCAACCCUUACGCUGCCUCGAAGGCCGCUGCAGAGAUGAUGGUACACUCGUACCAGAAGAGCUUCAAGCUGCCCGUCAUUAUUGUCCGCAGCAACAACGUAUACGGCCCUCACCAGUUCCCCGAGAAAAUUAUUCCCAAGUUCACCUGUCUCUUGAAUCGCGGCAAGCCCCUCGUCCUUCACGGAGAUGGCAGCCCGACCCGUCGCUACCUUUUCGCCGGCGAUGCCGCGGACGCUUUCGACACUAUCCUCCACAAGGGCGAGCUCGGUCAUAUCUACAACGUCGGCUCCUACGACGAAGUUGCCAACAUUGAUGUCUGUGGCAAGCUCUUGACGGAGAUGGGCAUCCCUCACGACACCCCGGAGGAGUUCCGCAAGUGGGUCAAGUACACGCACGACCGACCCUUCAACGACCACCGCUAUGCUGUUGAUGGUACCAAGCUCAGGAAUCUGGGCUGGGAGCAGAAGACGAGCUUCGCCGAGGGUCUCAAGAUUACAGUUGAUUGGUACAAGAGGUUCGGCGAGAAGUGGUGGGGCGAUAUCAGCCAGGUGCUCACACCCUUCCCUAUUGUCAGCGGCCUCAAGGUCGUCCCCGAUAACGAUGAGACGAUCACGGAUAGCCCUCAGGUAGACGCCUCUGCCCUCAAGAAGAGAAAGGUCGACGGCACGAGCGUAACGUCCACUUCCGCUUAA
Molecule: messenger RNA, 1272 nt
Organism: Scedosporium apiospermum
Lineage: Eukaryota; Fungi; Ascomycota; Sordariomycetes; Microascales; Microascaceae
Exons: 4
Coding region: 1-1272 (423 amino acids)
Biological process (GO): nucleotide-sugar metabolic process
Molecular function (GO): dTDP-glucose 4,6-dehydratase activity
Source: RefSeq, a predicted model, not a curated record